Molecule: messenger RNA, 2143 nt
Organism: Owenia fusiformis
Lineage: Eukaryota; Metazoa; Annelida; Polychaeta; Sabellida; Oweniidae
Source: the annotation of a GenBank genome assembly
CAGAUCUUUAACAUGACGGAUACGAGUAUUUCUUUAUAUGGAACAGGAGGGAUGGAUAAUACAAAUCAUGUUGUCAUUCCGACGGUGGAAUACAAUUUCACAACAGUUGCAAAAAACGGCGGGACCACGCACACAGUAAACAGUGCUGUCCGUAGGAGCGAAGAGGAUAAAAUAAUGUCAUCAUCUUGGGAGUUAGGAAUACGGACAAUUCUUUGUACCGUGUCGCUGAUUGCUAAUGUGGUGUCAAUUAUCGCCAUUGCAUACAUACCUCGACCAUGGAUGUACAAACAUUAUUUAUACCUCAUGAUUAAUCUAUCAGUAGCAGACAUAUUGGGAACGUUAUCUUCUUUAUUGUCGGCUUUGAACUAUUACAUUAUACAGGUAGAUCCGUAUACUUGGAUACACAUGAACUUGAAAUAUCUGAUGGUAUUUGCUCACUGUACAUUCGUAUUUUCAUAUUCCGUAUCAGCGCUGGUUGUGCUGUCUCUGGCGCUAUGUCGUUAUAUUUCAGUAUGUCAUCCAUUUAACAGUCCAACAUUCUUGGCUCAGUCCCGUAUCAUAAUAGCUUUUGUAUGCUUAUGGAUAGCCGGCGCCGUCAUAACAAUUCCCCUACUGAUUGCAGAACUCCGAAAUGACUAUGACAUUAUCAUCACAUUUUCUAAUUAUGUCGUACCAUCAGUUUUAACACUAGUUGCUGUUAUGACAUUCAUAUUGUGUAUUAGGGUAUUCAUUGAGGCCAAGAAACUGAACAAGAGAUUAGGCGACAUCUAUGGUGUUGAUUACAGUCAAGAACUUACAAGUUUAGCGGACAAUAACGCCGUCGUUACAACCGUUUUACUAACAACUACACUACUUAUGUCAGCCUUGCCCUACUGGAUCACAAUGAUUUUGUUCUACAAAGGAAUUGGACAUCCUACCCUUGGUAUUGCCGGUGAUUAUUUUAUCAAACAUCUACCUGUUAUCAACUUCAUCAGCGAUCCAAUUAUAUACUCCUUCAGAACGCGAGAUAUUAAAAUCGGAUACAAAAAUGCUUACUACAAACUUUUACCGUACUUUAGAAACGACGAUGAUGUCGCACGGAAGGCGUCCGUGGUGUCACGUGAUACUCAACAAAUGCAGUUGGUUAUGAAUGAUGACGUAGAUGAUACGUCACGACCGAUGACCCGAUCUACGACCUUGACAAGUCAACAAGCGUACGAACAGAUACAGAAUCAAAUGAUAUGCUCUCGAACACUCCAUGAGCAAGUCCCAUUCCGACUACAACAAACUUUAAACACAAAUGAAGUAGGUCGUGUGGUAUCUGGAGUGUAAUUCGUCAUCAGCAGUCCUUAGCAAACCCCAUGUUGGUAGCUUUUGGUAAUAUUGGACUUGGUGCACUUUGAGCAACGAUCGUAUGGCGAUUUGCAAUCGAAAUGGCAGACAGAUCUACCACUACAUUAAUUUCCUUCUGAAGUAUUUUUCAAGAUCAAUCUAGAAUGAAAAAUGUUUUCGACUUAAUCUCAACGGAUACGUUGUCUGUUGAUUUCUCAUUAAUGGCAACUAUUUUUACUGAUUCUUACGAUAUAGACAGCCUUCGGGAGAUGUUGAUCGUGAUCAGAGACAACGUCUGCUUGUUGAUAUACUGGCAAACAAGGCAUCAUUACUCAGUCUAGGAUUAAACUUAAUACUAAAUAGCUAAAGCUAUAUAAAUUAUUCAAGUUUCUCCACAGACACUGACAUGUUGCCUUAACCCAAUUUGAAUAAUACAAAGAGCGACAGUAAUGGCACACAACAUUGUAUCAAGAAUUUUUAAUAUAAAUCUCAAUCGUUCGUUUGUGCACUAAAGCACAAAUUAGGCAAAAUUGGUGGUCGAUUUUUAAGCUGAUAUGCAAUUAAUGAUUUCCACAUUUGGUGAAACAGUUUUUAUCAAACGAAAUGGCAUUCAAAAGCAGCAGGCCAUUUUGCGCGGCUUAGUCUUAUUCAAUCCUGGUGCUACGAGGGUUGUCCCGAAAUUCUUUACAUAUACAUUUUGCUCUAACGUUAUCAAUACUUGAUGUUUUCAAUGAAAUGUUCAGUAAAUGAUCUUUGGAGACAUUUUCCUUAUCCUUCAGAUGUUAAUAUCAACGUCUCGUGGCGGAAGCUCAUGAUAAAGCAUUUGUGCCAU